GUACAGACAGAUGAAGAUGUAGAUGUUUUGAUGUUUGGGUCCACUUCAGGAUUAAAUCCCAAAAAUCAGAUGUUCAGUUGGGAGGAAAAAAGUACGCAUUUAAAACAGAAUAAUAAUGCAGUGGCUGCUGAUUCUGACUCCGAUGAUUUGCAUCAGAAAUCAAGGGUGCAUCGUAAACAAAAGAAGAAAUUCAAGAAUACCCACACAGCACAAUUAUCAAGGAAAAAUGGAGCUUGUGAAGACACUCUACCUGUAGUAGCAGUACACCAUGAACUACAGAUUGCAGGAAUCCAGGUGAAGCUUCCUGUGAAACCAUAUUCUUGUCAAAUUGCAGUAAUGAAUAAGGUGAUACUGGGCUGCAAGAAAAAGGAGAACUGUCUUCUUGAAAGUCCAACAGGAAGUGGAAAGACACUGGCUCUUUUGUGCAGUGUUCUUGCAUGGCAUGAUCAUCAUACCGCCGAAGUCCAGAGGGAGAUUUCGCAACUGGCCGCAGGUGAUUCCGACACGGAGCUGGGUGAGGGUACCUCGAACUCGGCGAUGAAAUCCGGCGACGGGUGCACGAAUCGGCAUAGCAAUAUCGAGGAGGACGGGGAUUCGGAUUAUGAUAAAAUGUUCAAGACAUCGGAACGUUUGAAGAUUCCGAAAAUCUAUUAUGGGACCAGGACUCAUAAACAAAUCGAACAGGUGAUAAGGGAACUGAGGAAGACUUCGUACAGGCAUAAAAAAAUGACGAUUUUGAGCAGUCGAGAGCACACGUGUCUACAGCAGAGUACUACGAAUAAAACGGAUUUGUGCAAUGAUCUGUUGGAUCCUGCUAAGCGCACAGGUUGCCCGUUUUACAACGAGGGCAACAAAAAGGCCAUGGCCACAUUUCCGGCAGCGAAAAGACUUGGUCUGGGUCAGGUAUGGGAUAUCGAGGACUUGGUCACCAUAGGCAAAGAACAGAAUGUAUGUCCAUACUUUGCUGCCAGAAACUUGAUGGAGCACGCAGACAUCAUUUUCUGCCCUUACAAUUACAUCAUCGACCCUGAUAUCCGUGAGUCUAUGCAACUUAAUUUGAACGACCAAGUGAUCAUUCUUGACGAAGCUCACAACAUAGAAGACACCUGCCGUGAAGUGGCCAGCGUGAAUUUCCGUGAAGAUGAUCUUGAAGCUGCUGCACACGACUGUGGAAGUCUGAGCAAACAAAGGAACGAUGAUCCCAACACGUACAACACCCUUAAGGAGCAUAUUCUCCGGCUGACGAAGUUCAUCAAGUCUAUUACACUUGAUAAGAUCGACUACAACAGCAACAAUCUGUCGAGCCCAUAUUGGACUGGAAUGGAGUUGCUUGAACUCUAUAAGAUGCACGAGCUUGAAGAAUCCGCGGUGAAUACUUUCCUCGCAGCCUGCAGAACGGCGCUGAAUACGUAA
This is a messenger RNA of Dufourea novaeangliae, 1413 nucleotides long. RefSeq names its product Fanconi anemia group J protein homolog. Gene Ontology annotation, molecular function: ATP binding; DNA helicase activity; hydrolase activity, acting on acid anhydrides, in phosphorus-containing anhydrides. NCBI's taxonomy places the organism in Eukaryota, Metazoa, Arthropoda, Insecta, Hymenoptera, Halictidae. Gene Ontology annotation, cellular component: nucleus. The record is from RefSeq and is a predicted model, not a curated record. The coding region runs from base 31 to 1413 and encodes 460 amino acids. Gene Ontology annotation, biological process: double-strand break repair involved in meiotic recombination; nucleotide-excision repair. The transcript has 10 exons.